Molecule: messenger RNA, 4441 nt
Organism: Salarias fasciatus (jewelled blenny)
Lineage: Eukaryota; Metazoa; Chordata; Actinopteri; Blenniiformes; Blenniidae
Gene: capn1
Product: calpain 1
Exons: 22
Coding region: 578-2698 (706 amino acids)
Biological process (GO): proteolysis
Cellular component (GO): cytoplasm
Molecular function (GO): calcium ion binding; calcium-dependent cysteine-type endopeptidase activity
Source: RefSeq, a predicted model, not a curated record
CGCUCGGAGCGCACAGAGAGCAAAAAGCGCACAGAGCGCAGGAGGAGGGGACGGAUCUCCACCGAGCAUGGAAGGGAAAGCCUUUCAGCUGUCACACUGAGUCUCCAGAACUGGGAGGAAACACGCCGUCAAGGGUCUAACAGCUGUUGGGAUAAAGACGGACUGAUUCCUGCAGCCCUGGCAUCGGGACAAAGAUUACAAACUGGGAUCAGAUCCGCCUUCAUUGUGAAAAAAGAAGAAGAAAUCUCCCUCUUGUGCGAAGCUCGGGCCUCCUCAGCUCUCAGGAUCGCUUUAAAAGCUUCCAGAUCUCCUCCAGCCACAAGUACCGCAACCCAGCGGCAGCUUCUCAUGACUAUUUAAUCCUGUCUUAAUGGAUACUGAUGUUUUAUUCUAAUUUAUGAUCGAGCCUCCAAGCCAUUAACGCUUUAUAUUACAUUUACAUCUGUGCUGCCGCUGUGCUCCGGAUAGAGUUUGCCAGUGCAAUAGGUCACAUCUGCCUUUUUAAUUAUUGACUCUUGAGGGGAAGAAGUUCAGUCUCGUGUCCCAGUCCUGCUUUGUUAAAAUCUGCGAGCUCAGGAUGGUGGACGAGCGCAUCUGUGCCACGGGCAUCGCUGCCAGGCUGAGGAGCCAGUGGGACCGGGAUGAAGGUCUGGGGCAGAACCACAAUGCCGUGAAGUUCCUGGGCCAGGACUACCAGUCGCUGAAAUCCCAGACCCUCCGCAGCGGGAGGCUCUUCGAGGACAACCUGUUCCCCUGCGCCUCCUCGUCUUUGGGAUUCAACGAGCUGGGCCCCCGGUCCUCCAAGACGCAGGGCGUCCGCUGGAUGAGGCCCACGGAGAUCUGCAAGCGGCCCGAGUUCAUCGUGGAUGGAGCUACUCGCACAGACAUCUGUCAGGGAGCUCUGGGGGACUGCUGGCUCCUGGCCGCCAUCGCCUCGCUCACCCUGAACGACGACCUCCUGCACAGAGUGGUUCCUCACGGGCAGAGCUUCAGGGACGGCUACUGUGGCAUCUUUCACUUCCAGUUCUGGCAGUUCGGCGAGUGGGUGGAUGUGGUGAUCGACGACCGACUGCCGGUGAAGGACGGGAAGCUGCUGUUCGUCCACUCGGCCGAGGGGACGGAGUUCUGGAGCGCGCUGCUGGAGAAGGCCUACGCCAAGCUGAACGGCUGCUACGAGGCGCUGUCGGGAGGAAGCACGUCCGAGGGCUUCGAGGACUUCACCGGCGGCGUGACGGAGAUGUACGAGCUGAGGAAGGCCCCGUCGGACCUCUUCAGCAUCAUUGGCCGAGCGAUCGAGAGGGGAUCGCUGCUCGGCUGCUCCAUCGACAUCUCCAGCUCGAUGGACAUGGAGGCCGUCACGUUCAAGAAGCUGGUGAAGGGACACGCGUACUCUGUGACCGCCGUGUACGAGGUGGUGUACAGGGGAAACAUGACCAAGCUGGUUCGCAUCAGGAACCCGUGGGGGGAGGUGGAGUGGACCGGGCCCUGGAGCGACGACUCCAGAGAGUGGGACAGCGUCGACCGCGGGGUCAGAGGUCAGCUGCAAAACCGCAGCGAAGAUGGUGAAUUCUGGAUGUCGUUCAGUGACUUCCUGCGCGAGUUCACGCGUCUGGAGAUCUGCAACCUGACGGCGGACGCCCUGCAGAACAGCCAGCUGAAGAAGUGGAGCACCUCGCUGUACCAGGGCGAGUGGAGGCGGGGCAGCACCGCCGGAGGCUGCAGGAACUACCCGGCGACCUUCUGGCUGAAUCCCCAGUUCAAGCUGGCGCUGCAGCACCCGGACGCCCCCGGACAGAGGGACUGCACCUUCCUGGUGGCCCUCAUGCAGAAGGACCGCAGGAAGAAGCGGCGGGAGGGGAAGGACAUGGAGACCAUCGGGUUCGCCGUCUACGAGGUUCCCAAUGAGUUCAAGGGGCGCUCGGGGGUCCACCUGAAGCGGGACUUCUUCCUCACGCACGCCUCCAGCGCGCGCUCCGAGCUCUUCAUCAACCUGCGGGAGGUGAGCUCGCGGCUGCGGCUGCCGGCCGGCGAGUACAUCAUCGUGCCCUCCACCUUCGAGCCGCACAAGGAGGCCGACUUCGUGCUGCGGGUGUUCUCCGAGAAGCCCGCCAACUCCGAGGAGCUCGACGACGACGUCAUCGCAGAACCGCAGUCAGAGACCGUCCUGGACGAGAGUCAGAUCGACGACGGAUUCAAGAACCUGUUCAGGCAGCUGGCCGGAGCGGACAUGGAGAUCAGCGUGUUGGAGCUGCAGACCAUCCUGAACAGGAUCAUCAGCAAACAUAAGGACCUGAAGACCGACGGCUUCUCGAAGGAAGCGUGCCGCAGCAUGAUCAACCUCAUGGACAACGACGGCAGCGGGAAACUGGGCCUGACCGAGUUCCACAUCCUGUGGGAGAAGAUCAAACGAUACCUGACUAUAUUCAGGCAGUUCGAUCUGGACAAAUCGGGCACCAUGAGCUCCUACGAGAUGAGGAUGGCUCUGGAGUCUGCAGGGUUCAAGCUGACCAACCACCUCUUCCAGCUGAUCAUCCUUCGCUACACCGAGGCCGACAUGUCCGUCGACUUCGACAACUUCGUCACGUGCCUGGUCCGGCUGGAGACCAUGUUCAAGACCUUUCACAGCAUGGACACGGAUAAAGACGGGCAGAUUUCGCUAAACUUCUUCCAGUGGAUCACCCUGACCAUGUUUGCCUAGAGAUGGCGGCUCUCCUCUGCGCCUCCAGGCCCGCCACUUGAUUCUUCUCUUCUUCUAUGUUUUUAUUUUUUAAUUUCUUUUUUGGAUUAAGUGCCUUUGGUCCUCCAGCUGUCCCUCUCUCCUCUCCGACGCCCAAAACCUGUAAACUCCAUCUUUACAGUGCCUGUACGGGAAACGCGUGCCAAUCAGUUUACUCAGCGGAGAUCGAAAACUAUUGGUUGAAUUGAAGGUUUCUUUUUAUUCCAACCUGACUUUUUGAUCAAUGUAGCAAUAUGCAGUUCAGCUGGAAAUUAUAAAAACAAAACAAAGCACUGUCAUCAGUUAAAUAGACAUAUAAAUUAUACAAAAAAACACAUAAAUGAGGAAAAUGUCUUUUUAUAUUUUGUGUCUGUUUAGAUCUGUUGAUAUUUCAAUCAGUUUUGUUCAAUCAUUAGGAUUUUUUAACAAUUAAACUGUCUACAUGCUUAUGAUUUCCAGUUAAAACUAUUCAGAUUUGGUAUUUUCUGACCACUGAUCUGUCAGUAAGGUUUUUUUUUAAUAGUCAGCAAAGAAAUGUAAAAAUCGUUGUGUGACUUUGGUUUAAAGUCAUGCUGUUUUUCUUCAUUUAUUGGUCUUGGGUCUUAAAAUGAACAGGAAAUCAGCCCUGGAUUGUAACUGCCUCCCCUGGUUUUCAGUGGAAUUGCACUGAAAGCUGGACAAUCUUCUUAUUUUGGUGCCAGAUAUAUAAUAGUCUUUGAUGAAAGAUGCUGUCAAAGUCAAGAAAUGUGCCAAUGAAAACCUGCGAAACAGCAUCAGAGCUGGAAUAUUGUGUUCCAGAUUCGAUCGAUAAUCUCUAAACUCAGUCUUCACACGUCAGGUGAAGCUGUUUAAUUAAGUACAACUACAUGUACAAUGCUUGUUUAUUGAAUUACAAAUGAAAGAACUGGAAGAAAAAAAAUGGAAAUGAUCAUUCUGAAAACCACACACACACUCACACACACACGUCAUGAACAUUAACAGUGGGAGAACAGAACAGAACCUGAAAAGAAUCUUUGAAAUGUUUUUGUUUGACGGCCUUCCGUUUACAUCUCGUGCCGAACUUUCUUUCCAAGGGAACAAGAUGUCACUUUUUUCUAAUGAACCUUUAUGCAAGACGGACGGAUACGUUGUGUGCAUGCAGUGUGAAACGUGACAUUUUCUCUGCCUGCCUCUUUUUUCUACAUUCAGAAAUUUCACCUCACUUUUUUUUUUGGUAUAUUGCAGGAAAUAAUGUGUUGCAAGGUGAUUUUUUUUUCUCUCUCAAUAAGGAGUCGCUCUGCCAAAUAUCUGAUCAGUCAGUGUCUUUUAUACGUCGUGAAGGAUCUGUCCUGGAAGCCGAAAGCCUCCGCCGGCGCCAUCCAGACAGCGGAGCUCUUCAGUUUCUGCAGAGUAACGCUUAUGUAACAUUGUGUAAUGUUUGCAGAGGUAAUCGUCUGGGUCUCUCUGAACCCGCUCUUCAUGCAAUACGUUGGUUUGCCGCGCGGCUUUCCUCUGUAAAUCCUUGACAUAACACGCUCCGGAAAAUAAACGUUGGGAGAUUUUCAUGAGACUUGGUGUCUUCAGAUUUCUGUGUCUGUAAUAGUCUUGAUAUUUUCACUUCAUGGCUUCAGGAUGGUGCAAAAAUGUGAUUUUGUGGAGAAUUUCUGUCGUUUUUUCUCUCUCAUUUUUGGUUUCUGCAUAAAUAUUAUCACGUUUGUGACCAGCUGGUGUUCAGAGUGUGAAACC